Messenger RNA from Hevea brasiliensis (rubber tree), 1756 nucleotides. Its product is annotated as zinc finger CCCH domain-containing protein 15. Gene Ontology annotation, molecular function: mRNA binding; metal ion binding. The record is from RefSeq and is a predicted model, not a curated record. The coding region runs from base 259 to 1179 and encodes 306 amino acids. Lineage: Eukaryota; Viridiplantae; Streptophyta; Magnoliopsida; Malpighiales; Euphorbiaceae. The transcript has 3 exons.
AUGAAUCACCGGAGAGAAGUGGAAAUUCUGUUAGAAAUUGUUCUCGUUUUGAAACGGUUUUAGAUUUCCGUUUCUCGAUAUCCCCUGGCACCAAACAGGCUUCCUCUCUUUCCCUCCAAAUUUUCUCUCUCUCUAUAAAAUCCUUCCAUUUCUUUUACCUCGCCCUCUGCUAAAAAAAUCAAAGAGAAGAGUAGAUUCGUUCUCUGUUCUCUACUAACUGGUUCAGUAAGAAAAGUGUAAUAAUAGUAUCGAGAAGAAAUGCAGAACGACGCUGCCUCCACCACCGCUAACGACGAUCUCAACAUUGCUGCCGAAUCCCAAGAAUUUCUCCCAAACGAAGUCGAUUUCACCUCCAUAUACUGUCCCAAAUCGUCCCACACACUCACGCCUUUCCUGGACUCUCGCUUGGUGACGCAACAGCAGGACCUGAUAAACCGCAGUGCGCUUUGCCUCACGCGCCUUCGCGAGGCCGCCAGAGAAGUAGAGUCCCUACGCCUGGAGAACGCUGCUCUCCGAUCUGUCAACCGCGAGCUAAACAACCAACUGAGCUUCGUAAUUCAAUCCUCGGUCCAGAAACAUUGCCUUUCCUCUGACUGCAACACCACUCCAUUCGAGAUCUUGAAUGGCUUCCACAAUUUGUGCAAUAUUGGAGGUGAUGGAGGAGAAGAACUGUGCGAAGACGAAAUUCCUACGAGCGUAAAGGAGAGGGAGACCGUGGACGCGACGGAUAGAACAUCUUUGCCUAAGAGUAUUUCUGUGAGGUCCAAUGGAUACUUGAAGACGAACCAGGCUGGCGUGAGCAAGACCAGGGGAAUGACUCGGCCUAAAACUGCGAGUCCAAUCAAUGGAGCGCAAAAGGUUUACGUGCGCGGAGGGAAGAAGGAAGAGAAGCCCCUUGAACUCGAGGUCUACAGCCAAGGAAUGUUCAAGACUGAAUUGUGCAACAAAUGGCAGGAGACAGGUACAUGCCCAUACGGUGACCACUGCCAGUUUGCUCAUGGCGUUGAAGAGCUCCGCCCAGUUAUCCGCCACCCUCGCUACAAGACCGAGGUUUGCAGAAUGGUCCUUGCUGGUGAUAUCUGUCCUUACGGCCACCGCUGCCAUUUCCGCCAUGUCCUUACUGAGCAGGAAAGGUUUAUGGGCCACCUGAAGCCGAGGGCAAUCAAGCUUGAGAGGUAAUAAGAAUGUUGAUCAGAGAACUGCGAAUCUGCGACUGGGGCUAAUGUAGAGAGAUGUUUAUAAUGUUCAAAGAGAAUGGCAAACAAUAAUACCCUUUAAUCUAGUAUAUAAAGGAUGAAUAUGAACGGUGGACAUAUACAUAAUUAGCAAAUAUAAUGACGUAAAAGGAAAGAAAAAAAGAAUUGGAAGAUUUUAUGGACCUGAAUGUGGAGAUUGGAUAAGGAUAUUUUAGAGAGAGAUUAUUAGCUCUUCUGAUUAUUUUGUGUUCCACUUUUAUUUCAUUUAUACAUUGGCAUAUGAGACAUCAUGAAUACUUAUAUCGGUAAUGUUUGGUGGUUUGGAUCGAAACCAAGCAACCAAAAGAAACUCUCUGUAAUGAUGUUAUUUGAUUUGGCAAAGCAAGCAAUUUCUGAUUGGAGUUAUAAUUCAAAGUUACUCCUCUCACAUAUGCUCAUUGCCUCAUCAUAUUCUUCUCGAGUAGUGCCAGUGGAAAUUUUUAUUUGUUUAAUGUACUAUAUAAAUAUUAAUUUACUGUUUCAUGACUUCUAUUAAUGAUACAUAUUUCUGUUUUUACUAA